Molecule: messenger RNA, 1885 nt
Organism: Danio aesculapii
Lineage: Eukaryota; Metazoa; Chordata; Actinopteri; Cypriniformes; Danionidae
Gene: dok6
Product: docking protein 6
Biological process (GO): cell surface receptor protein tyrosine kinase signaling pathway; positive regulation of MAPK cascade
Cellular component (GO): cytoplasm
Source: RefSeq, a predicted model, not a curated record
UUCGCCGGUCGCAGCAGCAGCAGCGGCGGCGGUGCGGCGGAGCCUCUCGGGCAGGUUGUUUGAGGACUAAAUGUCGUACUGACUUCUUUGGGGACGAGGACAGACAGAGGCUGUCAGGAUGGCUUCAAACUUCAACGAUAUAGUCAAGCAGGGCUACGUGCGGAUUCGGAGUAAGAAACUGGGGAUCUUCAGAAGAUGCUGGCUUGUGUUCAAGAAGGCGUCCAGUAAAGGUCCACGGCGAUUAGAGAAAUAUCCAGAUGAAAAAGCAGCUUACUUCAGAAGCUUUCACAAGAUAACCGAGCUCCACAACAUAAAGAACAUCACGCGAAUGCCACGAGAGACCAAGAAACACGCAGUGGCCAUUAUUUUCUGCGAUGAGACGUCAAAGACAUUUGCCUGUGAGUCAGAGCUGGAGGCUGAGGAGUGGUGGAAGUUAUUGUGUUUGGAGUGUCUGGAGCGACUUAAUGACAUCAGCCUGGGAGAACCGGAAUUGUUAGCAGCAGGGUGCAGAGGGAAACAGAACGAGAGAUUUAACGUAUACUUGAUGCCGACCCCAAACCUGGACAUCUACGGAGAGUGUACGAUGCAAAUCACUCACGAGAACAUCUACCUUUGGGACAUUCAUAAUGCCAGAGUCAAGCUGGUCAUGUGGCCUCUCAACUCCCUAAGGAGAUACGGCAGAGACUCCACCUGGUUCACUUUCGAGUCCGGGAGGAUGUGUGAUACCGGGGAGGGUUUGUUCACGUUUCAGACCAGAGAAGGUGAGAUGAUCUAUCAGAGAGUUCACUCUGCCACGCUGUCGAUCGCAGAGCAACACGAACGCAUGAUGAUGGAGAUGGAAAAAAGCUCACAGACUCUUUCAAACGAGAGCACAUUAACAAAGUCGAUAUCUCUGCCGCGAAGCGCUUACUGGCACCACAUCACGCGUCAGAACAGCGUGGGAGACAUCUGCAAUUACCAAGGUACGAGUUUGACUAUGACGCUCAUCCCGCGAGCGCAGACGUUUCAGAGCUUCCUCUCCGAGCGGACGGAGGACGAGCAGCAGAAUCGGGAACAGGCGACAGCGGCCUCUGGCGGACACGGUCGGGACUGCAGCUCUUCGCCGCUCCGCUGACAUCACUGCUCGUUGACGAACAAAACGAAUGAAAAAAGCCACGAUUCCUGGACAUUCCAAAGCUUUAGGAAGCUCUUAGACACAUGUACAGUUAUGAACUCUCUCUAUAUAAAUGUAUGUAUAUGUAUGACUUAAUAAAUAUUUGUAGAACAGUGUGUAUAGUAGGAGGCUUUUGUACGUUGAGGGAAAAAAAGAAUAACAAAUGCCAAAAAAGUUGUAACAUAAACUGUAUUUUCCUUGUGUAGUUUAAGACAAAUGGACUUUCUGCAGUUAUUUUUCAGAUUUGAUGUAAAUAUUGAAGCGCUGUAGUAGCGCUUAAUCCCUUUCUGUCUGUCUGUUUGUCUGUCGUCGUUGUAAUAUGGGACACUUUUCUGUCAAACAAUAUGAGUGUUUGUGUUUUAGCACCCUGCACUUUUAAAUUAUUAGAGCUUGUUUUGCACUUUUUGUCAUUUCCUUUGGUUUUGUGUGCAGCCAUGAUGUCUGAUGAGUGCAGUGUGAUGUUUUGGGGGAAAUUACUGGAAAAUACAUUGUUUUAACGACAUCUUUCACCCCAAUUUGGGCCUAUUCUAUCCUUAUUAACGGGUUAAAACACACAAACACAAUGAAAGUUUACUCAAUAUUUCCUCCUCAAAUAGUUCCAAACAUUUUAUUUUCUGCUCAACACAGAAAAUCCAUAACAAAUUAUAUGAAUGUCAGUGGCUACUGGUUUCCAACAUACUUCAAAAUAUCUUUUUUUUGUUGUUGUUAUUGUUGUUGUGUUCAAUAGAAGUU